This is a messenger RNA of Ananas comosus (pineapple), 457 nucleotides long. Its product is annotated as calcium-binding protein PBP1-like. The record is from RefSeq and is a predicted model, not a curated record. Lineage: Eukaryota; Viridiplantae; Streptophyta; Magnoliopsida; Poales; Bromeliaceae. Gene Ontology annotation, molecular function: calcium ion binding. The coding region runs from base 68 to 457 and encodes 129 amino acids. The transcript has a single exon.
GAGAGCUAGAGAAGCUAUUUAUAUAUAUUAAUUUGUUACGUGUGUAUAUCUAUAUAAAUAUAUAUAGAUGGCAACCGAUGGGAAGGAUAUUCAUAGCUCAUCAGCAGCAGCAUCAGUAGUGGUGGGAUUCGAGGACUACUUGCCGUGGAUGGCGGAGCGGCUGGGGGAGGAAGGGCUGAUGGAGGAGCUGUGCAAGGGGUUCCAGCUGCUGAUGGACCAGCGGAGCGGCCUGAUCACCUUCCAGAGCCUGAAGCGCAACGCCGCCGCCCUGGGGCUGGGCCAGCUCGGCGACGAGGAGCUCAUGGGGAUGGUGCGGGAAGGGGACGUCGACGGCGACGGCGCGCUCGACCAGAUGGAGUUCUGCGUCCUCAUGCUCAGGCUCAGCCCCCAGCUCAUGGACGACUACUCUCAGAAACUGCUUCUCGGAGAAGCAUUUCCUGCUGAUGAUCAUAUAUAA